UGAUUUGUGAUUUGGUAUCAAAAUGAGUAAACGAAAGAAUCCAGCGGGAACUGAUAACAUAAAUGGAGAUUUCUGCGACUUUCUCAUGGAACUGGCCGAGUACGAGAAAAAUGUUAGUAGAAAUGUGCACAAAUACAAUGCUUAUAGAAAAGCUGCCAGCGUUUUAGCAACUCAUGAGAAGCGAAUAGAGUCUGGCGACGAGGCUAAGAAGCUGAAGGGAAUCGGUGAGAAAAUAUCCAAGAAAAUAGACGAGUUUAUUCAGACAGGGAAACUGCAGAAACUUGAGAACAUUCACAAGGAUGAAGACGCCCAAGCCAUCAACUUGUUGACCAAGGUGACGGGCAUCGGGCCGGUGAAAGCCGCUGAUUUAGUUCGGAGCGGUAUAAAAACUAUUGCCGACUUGGAGAAAAAUAAAAACUCUUUGACCCAUCAUCAACAACUUGGAUUAAAAUAUUUCGAAGAUUUUCAAAUGAAAAUCCCUCGUGCUGAGAUUAUACAAAUUGAAAUAAUCCUCAAGAAGGUCAUCACUGAAUUGGACUCUCAAUAUGAUGUCACCAUCUGUGGUAGUUUCAGGCGCGGGAAAGCCGAGAGCGGUGAUAUAGACGCACUCGUCACACACCCCUCACUGACGACAUCUAGUGACGCUAAGAAGAAACAUUCCGAGCAGUUGAAGAGUUUACGAGUAGUGGACGCGUUGAAAGGCCACGGCAUCGUCACUGAUACCAUUUCUGUUGGAGACACUAAGUUUAUGGGCGUCUGCCGCCUGACCCCCAACCUGCCGGCGCGGCGGCUCGACAUCCGCCUGGUCCCGCGGGAGCAGUUCCACUGCGCCACGCUCUACUUCACCGGAUCCGACGUCUUCAACAAGACCAUGCGGGCGCACGCGCUGGAGCGAGGGUUCACGCUGAAUGAGUACUCGCUGCGACCCGUCGGCGUUUCAGGUGUAGCGGGGGAGCCGGUGCCGAUAUCUUCGGAGGAAGAAAUAUUCGACUACAUCGACUAUCCCUACAAACCACCGGAGAAGAGGAAUUUGUAAAUGGCAACCUGAUGAAUCUCAUAACAAACGUGUUUGUAAUACAAAAAAUAA
Messenger RNA from Plutella xylostella (diamondback moth), 1087 nucleotides. Its product is annotated as DNA polymerase beta. Gene Ontology annotation, biological process: base-excision repair; double-strand break repair via nonhomologous end joining. Gene Ontology annotation, molecular function: DNA-directed DNA polymerase activity; DNA binding. Lineage: Eukaryota; Metazoa; Arthropoda; Insecta; Lepidoptera; Plutellidae. Gene Ontology annotation, cellular component: nucleus. The record is from RefSeq and is a predicted model, not a curated record.